AUGCCAUUGCCAGGGUUAGAACUAUUAUUUCAAAGUGUGACAAACGUCCUUCGUAAUAGUGAUGAUGCCUUGGUUCCUGUUAUCCACUGGAAAAUAAUUUCAAAUGGAUUUAAAUGUGUUGGAAAAGGAGAACAGGCAAAUGGACAAAAAAGUGAAGUUUUACCAGCUGGCUGGAAUAAUGUUGAAAAUGGUUAUGUUCUACGUUAUAUUCAAAUGGAAACCAAUAAAUAUUUUUUACUGAAAGUUAUGAAAGUUGAUGAAGCAUUAAUGGUCAAUUUCACACGUGAAGUGGAUGAGAAGACAGCCAAUACAACAUUUAAAACUUCAGAUUAUUCUACUGGAAACUUACAAGACUAUCAUGGUGCUUUUACCAAUCUUGAAGAAUUUGUAAGAAAAUUGAAGUGGGAAAUUUUAGAUGAGUUUCUACCAACACAGAAGAUUCCUGAAAGGCAAGAGAGGUUUGUACCAAGGUCAUCAUUAUUAGAAGAAGAUCCCCUACGUCUUGGUGGUCAUGGUGGUCCAUCACGUUCCUCAACAUCUGGUUAUCAGCAACCUGAAUGGAUGGAUCCUGAAGGUCCUUUCUCUGUUGGUCAUGGAGAUUUAGAUCCAUUAGGUAGAAUGGGAGGAGGUAUGUUAAUGGAUCCAAGAAGAUCUGGACCCAGUUUUGGAAUGGAUCCAAGUUCUGGAUUACCUGCAAGAUUACCAAGAGGUGCUAUACCACCAGGAGCAAGAUUUGAUCCAUUUGGACCGCCAGGGGCUAGACCAAGUCCUGAUCCAGAUCAUAUGAGACCACCAGAUUAUGAUGAUAUGUUUAUGUGA
Messenger RNA from Lottia gigantea (owl limpet), 819 nucleotides. RefSeq lists its product as hypothetical. Gene Ontology annotation, molecular function: proteasome binding; endopeptidase inhibitor activity. Bases 1 to 819 code for a protein of 272 amino acids. Gene Ontology annotation, biological process: proteasome-mediated ubiquitin-dependent protein catabolic process. The transcript is spliced from 7 exons. The record is from RefSeq and is a predicted model, not a curated record. NCBI's taxonomy places the organism in Eukaryota, Metazoa, Mollusca, Gastropoda, Lottiidae.